This is a messenger RNA of Hermetia illucens (black soldier fly), 2474 nucleotides long. It is a transcript of the gene alka, whose product is annotated as glycine receptor subunit alpha-2. NCBI's taxonomy places the organism in Eukaryota, Metazoa, Arthropoda, Insecta, Diptera, Stratiomyidae. Gene Ontology annotation, cellular component: synapse; membrane; neuron projection. The record is from RefSeq and is a predicted model, not a curated record. The transcript has 9 exons. Gene Ontology annotation, molecular function: transmembrane signaling receptor activity; chloride channel activity; neurotransmitter receptor activity. Bases 62 to 1411 code for a protein of 449 amino acids. Gene Ontology annotation, biological process: regulation of membrane potential; chloride transmembrane transport; chemical synaptic transmission.
GAAAAUGCAAAAUAAUAAAAACAUAUGAAACCAAGGAAAUUGUUUUCCUUAUAACAUUAAAAUGCUGGAGAUAAGCAACAUAAUUUUCACCAUUGGAUUGGGAUUCAUUAUUUGCUGGUUGCCAAAGGACACAGAAGCUCGUAGGAACUACACAGUUAAGCCUCGUGUAACUCUUCCUGAACACUAUGUCAAGGAAGUACGUCCGCCUUCGAGAAGAGGAACUCCAGUGAUAGUAGAAUUUAGCGUAUUUGUUGUAGAUAUUAAUUCAAUUAAUGUAGAAGAUAUGGAUUUUAGAGUAGAUAUGUUUGUUCAUCAAAAAUGGACGGAAACACGACUGAAAUUGAAGGAUGAUAUAUUCGAAGAUGGUGAUGAUUCUGUAGCGCUUCCUCCUGAAUUAUUUAAUAGUUUAUGGCAACCAGAUCCAUAUUUUUUAAAUUCAAAAGUUGCAGAAAUUGCAUCCUUAAAUCAUAAAUUCACUUCUAUUUCUUUAUAUAAAAAUAAAACGAUUCGAUAUGCAGCGCGAAUGCAUGCCAUUAUCGCCUGUCAAAUGGAAUUUCAACAUUAUCCAAUGGAUAUUCAAGUCUGUCCAAUCUAUAUAGAAAGCUUUUCACACAACAAUCAAAAAGUAAAACUGAAAUGGUCAAAAUCAGGCGUGACUUUAAAUCCUGAGCUCAAGCUCCUUCAGUACAAUUUAGGACAACCACUGGAAAUAGAGGAAAGUGACGGAUACAUGCCGGAAAAGGCUGGAAAUUUCUCCCGACUGACGGUGUAUUUCAGAUUUCAGCGACAAAUAGGUCAUCACCUAAUUCAGACAUUUGCACCUUCAGCGCUGGUUGUGGUUCUGUCGUGGUUCAGCUUUUGGCUAGGACUUGAUGCUAUACCUGGACGGGUUACUUUACUAGUUACAUGUAUGCUGACUUUAGUUACAAUGUUCACGGGUCUUCGAGCAGAUAUACCACCAGUGGCUUAUGUUAAGGCACUGGACUUAUGGAUGGCCGGUUGCAUGGUUUUUGUUUUCGCCGCUUUGGGAGAGUUUGUUGUGGUUAAAGUCCUCGACGUCCAAUAUCAGUACCAAGUGAACAGAAUACCAAAAGUAUUACCCAUGAGAAUAAGUGCUAUGGAAAAAGGACAAUGCCCGACCGUAGCGAAUUGGGAAGGAGGGGCGGUUCGUUCGCGCAAAGCGACCCCCACGGCUACAACACCUGGACAGACAUCGUUACAAGGAAAUGGAGGCCCGCCGAAACCUGCGAGGCGACAAAGUUUAUUAUCCGUGGCGUGGACAGAUACCGACACUGGUGUGGAGAAGAUCAUGUGGAGGGAAAUCGAUAAGUUAUCACGCGUGGUGUUUCCUCUUUUAUUUUUACUCUUCGUAAUACUCUACUGGCCCAUUCUCCUAAUGAAAUCAUCAUGAAGGUCACUACCAUACAUGUCUAGGAGGAAAACUUGUGUGAGAUGUAAUCAAGCUACUUUGAUGGAAUUACACCUAAUUUAUUACAGACAGUAUUUUGCUAUGCUACUAAUGGCGCGUAUCUUUCGAAAAGGGUUUAGAUAGAUUAGAUAGUAUCUAUGCAUGUAAUCUGGCUGUAAAAAUCUGAUUCAACUACAAACUUAGGCGGGAAUGAUUAUCCACAAACGAAUUAAACCUUAUUGAAAAAAUCUUCAUGGAAUUAGUUCGUUUCUUGAAUAAUUGAAAACUAUAAAUAAUAAUUAAAUAUUUAGACCUAGCGCAACAAGUUUAAUCCACACCUCGCUAAAUUACCGCAGGAAGCACCUCAAACUCUGCCUUACUGCAAGGACAAUCUCGUCAAUAAGCAGAUCACCGCGUAGAGAAGAACAGAUCAAAUGCGAUUUUAGAUAGAUUGUUAUAACAGAAUGAGUGUAAAUCAAAAUCAUUUAUAACGCAAGAGAAAAUGAUAUUUUGUAAAAAAGAUACUUUGUGCAUAAUUGAUGAAAUAGUAAAUUUCUACGUAGUUAGGGCUAUCAUCGACUCGAUGCAUGUCUAGUAAAGCUCAAAAUAUCAUACUAAAAAUUUUAACAACCUAACAUUCCAGUUUGUCCGGAAUCUGGUAUUUACAACUAUUUCCAUGAUUUCCUGAAAAGUAAUCGAAUACGAAUCUGUUUAUUUUUUAAAUUGUAUUAAGAGCGAAUGACCCAUAUUCAAAAUUAUUCCAUUAUGGAAGAUGGAACCCAAUAAGCUUAGCUUUUCAAUUUAAUAAAAAGAUACAAUUCUGAAUUGUAAAUUGGUGCUUGCUGUGUUACGAAAUAUACUAUUAGUCUAAAGAAUAAAAUAUUUAUCACUUGUUAGCUGAUCAAGAGCACCUCAACCGAACAAUACACUAAAUAAUGACAAUAUUUAGGUGAUUAAACUAUAUUUUACUAUAAUUAUUUUAUAUUUCAUUAUAUUUGGCGCUUAAUAUUGAUUCUGUAAAUAUCAAAUAGAUACAAAUGUAAUUUAAUAUAUUGAAAGAAAACUA